GGACACCUGAAGAUGUUGCGAAGUCAAUCGGAUGUAUGAUCUUAUCCGGCCCUCUUUUGACGGGUUACACUCAGACAAUGAAUGACUGGUAUGAUCGUGAAAUUGAUGCCAUAAAUGAACCCUAUCGGCCAAUUCCUUCAGGUGCUAUUUCAUCAAGUGAGGUCAUUUCGCAGAUUUGGGUGUUGCUUCUUGGGGGCCUAGCAGUGGGAUACGGCCUGGAUCUCUGGGCAGGGCAUGAUUUCCCAACGAUUCUUGGACUUGCCAUUUUUGGAUCAUUCAUAUCAUACAUCUACUCGGCGCCUCCACUCAAGAAGAAGAAGAAGAAGAAGAAGAAGAAGAAGAAGAAGAAGAAGAAGAAGGGGGAGGAGGAGGAGGAGGAGGAGGAGGAGGAGGAGAAGGAGGAGGAGAAGGAGGUGGAGGAAAACAGAGGGGAAGAAAGAGGAGGAGGAGUACAAGUAGGAGGAGGAGGGCAAGCAAUGUUUGGAACACUUGCAUGGGAUGUUGUCGUGCUAACCCUCCUAUAUAGCAUUGCUGGGUUAGGCAUCGCUAUCGUGAACGACUUCAAGAGCAUAGAAGGAGACCGUAAACUUGGUCUACGGUCCCUGCCUGUGGAGUUCGGAGUGGACACCGCAAAGUGGAUUUGUGUGGGCUCAAUCGACAUAACACAGCUCUCAGUUGCAGCUUAUCUCUACUUUGCUGCCGAUGCAAAGAUUUAUGCAGCUGUUCUUCUGGGUCUCAUUUUGCCACAGAUGUUCUUUCAGGCUAAGUAUUUUCUGCCGGACCCUGUCGCAAAUGACGUCAAAUACCAGGCGAGCGCACAACCGUUCCUUGUCUUCGGCAUUUUGACGACGGCACUUGCAAUCGGACAUCAAGCUCUGUGAAGAUGCGAGUUGCAGCUGAGGCACUCAGAGGCAGAUAUAGGCUUAGCGGGCGGUGGCAUCUGUAUUUAAUUAUCUUUUGGAUAUUCUUGAUGGAGCAAGAUGGACUGUUCCAGAAUAAUUGAUUUCUUUGAGGAGUUUUGACGGCUGUCUUCAGGCGAAGCUUUCUGCUUCAGUCAUCAAGUGCUGGGAGGGAGAUUGGGAUUGGUUUUCAUGACCUUGUGGGGUUGCGGUAGGGAUAGGUUUGACCGAGACUGCCUUGGUUAGCCCGUUUGGCCGCAGCAAAUGAUGUAAGGGACGCCAGGCCCGUUUCCCGGUUAUAUGAUAUCUGCUUUGUUCAGGGGGAAAAGAAAAAAAAAAGUGCUUGGAGGGAGAAGGGGAGGCAAGUCCUGAAGAGGGAGCAAAAUAGAGAAAAUUUGAAAUGCAUUUGGUAUCCCAUAGAGAUGUUUUCUAGUACAACCUUAAUUUCUUCUCAAAAGGGCACAUGAGGGGCAAACAGCAUGCUGCAGGUGUGGUCAUCCCACACACAAGUAUUUCCAGCUUCAGCAAGCUUGAGGAGGUUGCAGGCUUGAGGGGAUCACAGGCUGAGUGUGAUGGACAUGAGCAUUUGAGAGGAUGAGGGAGCAAGUUGGAAUAGAAAGGUCAUGCCAAGGACAAUAACAGUAAUCUGGCGGUCCAGGCCUCAGAAUGCAGGGGGGGGGAGAGAGAGAGAGAGAGAGAGAGAGAGAGAGAGAGAGAGAGAGAGAGAGAGAGAGAGAGAGAGAGAGAGUGGGGGAGAGGGAGGGAGAGGAAGGGGAGGGGGGGAAGAGAGNGAGAGAGAGAGAGAGAGAGAGAGAGAGAGAGAGAGAGAGAGAGAGAGAGAGAGGGUGGGGAAGAGGGAGGGAGAGGAAGGGGAGGGGGGGAAGAGAGGGAGACAGGCGGUGAGGUCAUGUGCUUUUGCCUUAUCAUUGGCUGGUUGGGAAGAGAGGGAGACAGGCGGUGAGGUCGUGUGUGCUUUUGCCUUAUCAUUGGCUGGUCGAUUUACUUAUGCGGUUAAGUUCUUGGCAGACGAGCGAUCUGAGGCUUGUGGUUUCAACUUUCAAGUUUGCGUCAGCUUCUUGGAAGCUCAAAUUAAGUUUAUGAGUUUUAGAUAUACAUAUAUAUAUUUAGAGCAACACAAGAGGCAUAACAACUUCCAGUGCCUCAAUGGUUUGUGCAGUAUAGGCAAGAAUGCUGUGUGUAUGUGUUAUUUUGAACCUUUUUCCAUUUUGUCAUUGUUCUGUUUCAUCACUUUCCUGGCCGCUUACUGUCUGCCUGCUUCAUCGAAACCGUUCUUCGACUUUCUGCUUGUGCUCUGCUCUCAGGAAUGACCUAUCGUAUCACUUGGCGUAUCGCGCACAUCUGCAGUGGCCAUAGCAGCUGGCACUCUUGGCCUGAGCCUGCUUGCGUGGGAGUUGGACCGGACUGCCUUGGGUUCGUGUGAUUUUGGCAACAAUGCAGCUGUACAAGAUCAAGAUUUUGCCUUUCGGAUCUCGAAGUGGUUCUUCAACUUCUUUUGUGGGCUCUGCUUUUGGUCUUGGCAUAUCGUUAUCACUACGGAUAGGCACACCACAUGCGUGCAUAACUCACACCCGUAGCCUUAACCAUCUUGGGUGUGGGUUACACCUGACUGUCUGCCCACUUAUAAUAACAGUCAUAAGUUCAUAAUGUCUUUCUUUUUGCUAUUCCUUGUUUUUAUUAACAUAUCUGGUGUGAGAGUAGGUGAUCACAUCGAUCACCUGCUCCAACUUUCUUCUCCAGCAUUCCCUCUCUCGGAUGGGCUCAUCAAUCGGCCGUUUUGUCGUGAAGAGAAUGUAGGUACCUACCUACCUGGUCCAACUUCCUGGCAGAUUUACCUAUGCGGUCCAGAGUUCGAUUCUGUCUCAAGGACCAAUAAUCAGCGCUUGUCCAGCCACUCGUCCAGCAAAACUACCGUUCUUCCUUUUCUCUCUUGCCUUUCUAGCGACGCAUAGCCCCUAACAG
Molecule: messenger RNA, 2879 nt
Organism: Chara braunii
Lineage: Eukaryota; Viridiplantae; Streptophyta; Charophyceae; Charales; Characeae
Source: the annotation of a GenBank genome assembly